Messenger RNA from Parathielavia appendiculata, 3319 nucleotides. RefSeq lists its product as uncharacterized. The record is from RefSeq and is a predicted model, not a curated record. Gene Ontology annotation, biological process: regulation of DNA-templated transcription. Gene Ontology annotation, molecular function: zinc ion binding; DNA-binding transcription factor activity, RNA polymerase II-specific. Bases 422 to 2956 code for a protein of 844 amino acids. The transcript is spliced from 3 exons. NCBI's taxonomy places the organism in Eukaryota, Fungi, Ascomycota, Sordariomycetes, Sordariales, Chaetomiaceae.
UUAGCCCCUUCGAGGCUGAGCAUGGGAAUUGCCAUGCGAUCGCCUGCCUUAAGACCAAACCUCGCCCCGUAGGGUGCCGGCAAGGGUUCAUCUGGAAACUUGAUGCGCUGUGAAAGGAUAUUUCUCGUCGAGUCCGUUCUGUGGCUUCUGAGCACCGCAGUUCUGGGAUCCAGGACACACUUGUGUUUCGAUCUCCCUUUCACAGGCCCGCUUAGGCCCGCCAGAUCGGAGACACACUCGCCCCCGCGCUACGUUCCGCGGCCCCUGACCGAGGACAACGGCACCGUCCGGCGCGCUCUGGCCGCGGUUGGCGGCAGACAGUGGUGGACGACAACGCAAAACUCAAAACAGGACGCUCGAAGGACAGCAGAAUCAGUGCUACGAAGAGUGGCCUGGUGCAACGGGCAUCGUGACCACUGCCAUGGCGUCCGCAUCCGUCUCGUCGGGAACAUCGCCGCUAUCAGGAUUCGAGUUCGACUAUCCACAGAACCAAGACCCGAACGGCAACGAUCAGGAUGAAUUCUGGACGGCAAUCAGCCAUCCCAGCUCAGGUUCGCUGGGCAGCUUCCUCUCGAGCCCGGCCGCGCACAGCUUGGGGAGUUCGUGGGCUGUGUUGGGCAAUGGACAGAUCGUUGAGCUGGAGCCGUCGCCAGCUGCCCUGCCGUCCCCCAUGAUGAGCGGGAACCUUGACCAGCUGAGCCCUUACUCGGGGACCGUCGAGCAGAGCAUCAGUGGAACAUUUGGCGAUGGCACCGGGCUGGUGGAUCUGGCCUUCCUCAAUCACGAUCUGGCCCACAAUGGGCUGGAUUUCCUGCCGCAAACCGAGCUCGUCUUCGAUGACCAGUUCAGUAGCGGUGAGAAUGAUCCCGUCUUCAACCACUUUUCGUCUGCCAGCAUCCUGGAGGAACAGCAACCCGUCGAGAGCGUCAACGUCGAGAACUCACCGCUGCUACCGGCGGGCGUCGAGAUGCCGCCAUGGCAGCAUGUCAACCUCCCAGCCAACGACGCCAACACCAACCACGACCACCGACCCGUCAGCGAAAAUUCUCCCAUCUUCAUCAUCGAAGACCCGAGUUUCAAUAAAUCGCCCAGCCCAUCGCACGAGUACUACUCGCCCUCCCUCCAAUCCUCCGUCAGCCCGCCCGCCACGACCAGCCCACGCUCACCAGUCCACAUUAAAACCGAAGCCGGCCUCCCCGACCACCGUAGGUCACCCACGGCGCCGACGACGACCACCGCUCCGAAAGCGAUUCCCUCCCGCAAACUCAACGCCACCAACCGCGUCCAAAAGCGCAAAUCCCCCACCACCGCUGCCCCAUACCCUUUCCCCACCAGCUCAACCUCCAGCAGCAACAACAGCAGCACGGCAGCAAAUAAAUUCCUCAUCGUCACCCCGUCCUCCAUAACCGCCGCAGCAGCCGCCAACCUCCUCUCCAACUCCUCCUCCGCCUCCUCCUCCUCCUCAGGCUCCUCCGGCGGCGCGCACACACACCACCCUAUCAACCCCUUCGAAUGCCUCGACGCGCUCACCCGCGGCCCGACGCAGCGCGGGCGCAAGGGCCCGCUCGCGACCGACACUAAGCAGUCGGCGCUCGUGGUCCGGCGCAUGGGCGCCUGCUUCAGCUGCCACGCGCGCAAGGUGCGCUGCGACAAGGAGCGGCCCUGCCGGAACUGCCUGCGGCUGGCCGGGUCCGUGCCGCAGGUCGUGUGCUGGCAGUUUGGCGACUUUACGAGCAUCCUGUUUCCCGGGUUCAUCAGGAGCCAUCUGAAGAAGGAGGAGGUGGUGAGGUUUGUGGAAGGGAACGUCGAGAGCUUUACGGUGAAUGGCGGGGUGGAGGUGCCUUGCACGGUCGAGUUGGUUUCGGGCGUGGGGUUUGGACAGGCCACCGUGUUGCGGGUGCAGGCCAAGUUUUUUACGGCGCGGACGAUGGACGUGCUGCAGCAUUGGCAUGUCAUGAUGGGGCGGAACGGGAUGGAUCUGGUUUCGAGGGGCGCCGCGCCGAUUGGGUUGGAGAUGGGCAAGGGCGACGGGAAGGAGGGCGGGGACGGCGGCCAGAAGGCGGAGCUGAAGAGACGGGUGAGGGAGUAUGUCCAGGCCAUGGUGGACGAGCCGAGGUUUGCGGAGCUGGUCACGCCGCCGCCGCAGCACACCGAGCUGCCGCGGAGGGUGUUAAGGAUCGUGCAUGACUAUGCGCGCCGGGCCGACGUGCCCAUGGUCAGGCGGGCGCUGUCCAUCUACGCCAUGCACUUCGUCAUGACGCGGCAUCUGUGUCUGACUCAGAAGAACAUCGCCGACCUGCAGUCGACGGGGCUGGUGCCGCAGGGGAUUCCGUGGGUGACGCCGCGGGUGCUGAACCGGCAGCUCAAGGCCAUCAUCGACGAGAUGCUGUGCCGCGAGAUGCAACUGCUGUUCGAGAACUUCAGCAAGUCGCUCAAGCCCAAGCUGCGCAGAGAGUGGGCGCCGUGUCUGGCGUCGUUCCUGAUCCUGUGCCUGUUUAUGGAGUCGGUCGAGUUGGCGGCCGACCUGUUUGUCGUCUCGGACAAUGAGAUCAAGCUGCGGCACCACUAUGCCCCGGCGUGGAAGCGGUCGUUUGUACUCGAAGUCAACGGCCAGAUCGAGAACAUGCCUUUUAAGCAGUUCGCCUUCCAAUUCCACCAGAUCUACCAGACGCACUCGCGAGACGCCGCCGCCCGCAGCUUCAACCCGCUGGUGGACGAUGCUUGCUUCGAACUGGGCGAGCUUGACCGCGAUGCCGCCAACAUGGUGCGAAAGCUGAGACGCUUUAUUGACGACGACUGGUCCGAGUUGGAUUACCUGACAGCCGAUCCGAUCCUGCCCAACAUCGAGGACCACCCGUAUCCCCGAAAUGUGGCCUACAACUACACCGGCCGUCUGGUCGCCAAGUUCCUGCUCUCCUUCACCGACGAGAAGUACAUCUUUGACGGGAAAACCUGAACCGUUUGCUGUACACACUUUUUUCUCGUUUUUAUUUCUGCCGGCUGUGACUGUCGGGAUGUGAUACCAAGAACAGACUUUUUUGGGUGCAUGUCGAUAUGACUGAUGAGGGGUCACCGGGUCACGAAGGAUAUGUAUACGAGAAGAUAAGGCGUAUUGGAAAUAUGAGCUGUCUGUCCGUAUUAGUCCCGCUGCCGUACGUGAAGAGCCCGGCAGCAGGGUGGAUUGGACUGGCUGUCUAGGCCGUUGGGUUGUUCUUCCACUGCGAACGAUGAAUAUAAGUUAACCUAUUGCGCAUCGAAAGAGCACAGAGGCAGGCAAAUUGUGGUUUCGCUCAAGUUUGUCUGGAGAAACCAGAGCAGU